UGAUGACCAGUAGAGACCAACAUGUCCAUCAAUGCUGACGAUGAAACGAGUAAACUUCUUCGAUAUGGAGCGUCUGAAAAUGAAAAGAGUCUGGGGACUCGAAAUAAUGUUCCUCCUCACAAAGGAUACGGAGCCCGCCACACUCUAGCUGUCCUCGCAUUCUUUGGGUGUUUUAACACCUAUGCCAUGCGAUUCAAUCUUAGCGUUGCUAUGGUUGCGAUGACAAACCAUACGGACAUUCGAUCUGAUUCGAAUCUGACAACCGGAAGUGAAUGUCCAAGCAUGAAUCAAACAAAAAAGGCAGUGAAUCAGGCUCCAGAAUUUGAUUGGGAUGAGGCAACGCAGGGAUUCAUAUUGAGCUCGUUUUUCUACGGGUAUGUCGUCACUCAGAUACCCGGGGGUUGGCUAGCAGGACGAUUUGGCGGAAAACUACUUUUCGGACUGAGUGUCUUGAUACCAGGGAUUCUGACAAUUAUCACACCCCUGGUUACAAAACUAGGACCAGCUGCGCUCAUAGUUACCCGAGUUUUAGAGGGAUUAGCUGGCGGAUUGACUUUCCCAGCGCUCGCCUCCAUGCUUGGACAAUGGGUACCGGAAAUGGAAAGGACCAUAAUUCCAAUGUUCAUUUUUGCAGGUUGCAGUCUAGGAAAUACUGUAUGUCUACCAAUAGUGGGUUAUUUGUCUACAUCUGAAUCGAUGGGUGGAUGGCCGUCCGGCUUCUACAUAUUUGGCGGGCUGGCGUGCGUUUGGUAUUUAUUUUGGCAGUUUUUAGUACACAACACUCCCGUGCAGCAUCCCACAAUAUCCAAAGCGGAGCGGGAUUAUAUUCAAAGUACAACCGGAGCUACGACAGCAGUGAAAAUGUCAAGUAAAGAUUACAUCGUACCAUGGCGAGCUAUACUGACGUCAUCAGCGGUGUGGGCAGUAGUCGUUCUUAACUUUACGACGUCAUGGGGGUAUUUUGUCACGCUGACGUCACUUCCUACAUAUAUGAACAAAAUACAGAAAUACGAUAUCGCACAGGAUGGCCUAUUGGUUGCACUUCCUGAUCUCGUCAACCUUAUAUUAGGACUCAUCACAAGCUGGAUAUCAGACUACCUACGUCAAAAAGGGUACCUGUCGACAGUAGCCGUCCGAAAACUCACAACUUUAAUUGGACUGUCGGCGGCCGCCGUAGUGCUUCCGUUCAUCACUCUUGCCGGAUGUAACAACGUGGUUGUCGUAUUACUUAUUGUGGCCGGGAACGGAAUGCUGGGAGUUUCCGUGACAGGCCUUAGCUCAAACAUAUACGACAUAGGCCAUAACUAUGCAGGUACACUUUCUGGAAUCUCCAAUUUCUUCGGGAAUAUGCCAGGGAUAAUAGCGCCUUACGCUGUUGGCCUUAUCACAAAUAAUCAGGAAACCAUGGCGAGAUGGGAGAUAGUUUUCUACAUAUCCAUGGCUCUGUAUUUAUUUGGACUUGUCUCGUUUCUCAUAUUUGGCAAAGGAUCAGAACAACCUUGGAACAGGGUUCCCAAGGAAAUGACACACUAUACCGAAACUAAGGAGCAAUAACUAUAACUUAACUGUUGUAAAUCUACAUUAGGUCUGUACUGAUUAUGUCAAGGAAACUUCCAUUGCCACUUUAAUAUACGUAGAUAAGGAUUGAUUAUCGCAGAUUGGAGACAAAACGUCCAAGCUGAUGUGGUUUCGUCAGUUGGACGACUCGUCUCCUAUCUGCGUGUAAUUUAUGUGUUGUUAUGAUUUUUGUUUUUGUUAAUAAA
Messenger RNA from Mizuhopecten yessoensis (Yesso scallop), 1763 nucleotides. RefSeq names its product sialin-like. Gene Ontology annotation, molecular function: transmembrane transporter activity. The record is from RefSeq and is a predicted model, not a curated record. NCBI's taxonomy places the organism in Eukaryota, Metazoa, Mollusca, Bivalvia, Pectinida, Pectinidae. Gene Ontology annotation, biological process: transmembrane transport; monoatomic anion transport. The transcript has 11 exons. The coding region runs from base 22 to 1554 and encodes 510 amino acids.